This is a messenger RNA of Ilex paraguariensis (yerba mate), 234 nucleotides long. NCBI's taxonomy places the organism in Eukaryota, Viridiplantae, Streptophyta, Magnoliopsida, Aquifoliales, Aquifoliaceae. The record is from the annotation of a GenBank genome assembly.
AUGGUUAAGGUGUGCUUGUGGUCAGAAAAGCUUUGUAGUCAUUUUGAGGCUGAAUCCAGGCAUGGAGAGAUAUUGGGUAAUCUUCUCUAUGCAGCCAAAUUAGUGGCAGAGAAAGAAGGUAUCCUUGAUGGAUUUCGUGUUGUUAUCAACAAUGGUCCGACUGCAUGUCAAUCUGUGUACCAUCUCCACUUGCAUGUUCUUGGUGGGAGGGAGAUGAAAUGGCCGCCUGGUUAA